This is a messenger RNA of Saprolegnia parasitica CBS 223.65, 8026 nucleotides long. RefSeq lists its product as hypothetical. The record is from RefSeq and is a predicted model, not a curated record. Gene Ontology annotation, molecular function: protein serine/threonine kinase activity; protein binding. The transcript has 3 exons. Bases 1 to 7974 code for a protein of 2657 amino acids. Gene Ontology annotation, biological process: telomere maintenance; protein phosphorylation; DNA damage checkpoint signaling. NCBI's taxonomy places the organism in Eukaryota, Oomycota, Saprolegniomycetes, Saprolegniales, Saprolegniaceae. Gene Ontology annotation, cellular component: nucleus.
AUGGAGCACCUCGACGAGGUCCUGCGGCUCAUGCUAGCGCACCGGGACAGCUGCCACCCGCACCUCAUGGCGCCGACGAGCCGCGCGGCCGUUGGCGUGGAGCGUGGGGACGGAUCGCUAUGCUUUGCCAUCCAGACGAAGACGCGGAAGCUCCUACCCAAGAUCAUGCGCUCGAUCACGGGGCUACCGACGGGCCAAGCGAUCAAGAACCUUCAUCCGCUCUGCAAGCUGCUGCUGCUUCUGCUCAAGAACGAGAUUUGCCCCUACUACUCGGUCGCCUUCCAAGCGCCGGCGACGAUCCUCUUCUACCUCGUCAAGUUCCUGUCCAACGCCGAGUACGACGAAAUCCUCGACAAGGUCCUCGACGUUUGCGUCGAGCUCGCGUUCCUCAUGCAGCAAAGCGACGUGACCGUCUUCAUGCACCUCUUCCAAGAUACCGUUGCCUUGGCUGACGACAUGCUCCAGCUCACGUCGCAUCUUCGGUCGUCCGGCGAGACUCUCUCGCUGCAAUGUCCUGCGGACGUCUUCUGCUUUACGAUCACAGGCGUUCAUAUGCGCAAGGACGCGGAUACGAUGGCCGGCGACACCAAGCUGUGUUGCCUGCCGGGUGGUGACGCGGCUCGCCUUUUGGAGGUCGGGAAACUCGCCGUGCCACCACUCCGCUUUACAUGUGCGCGAGACGUCGAGGCUUUCCAGUCGCGGGUCCUCGAUAUGGCCUGCCGCAUGCUCCAGCACUCGCCAUCGCACGUCGUCAACCAUGCGAGCUUCCUGCACCUCGUUGACGUCGUGGUGACCGCCCUGCAGCUCGGCCCGAUCACCGUCCCGCUCUCGGCGACGGUCCAAGCCGUGCUCACGUGCGCGUCGCUGCCGCCCCACAUUGUCGUCUCGCUUGUUAGCGCGUACUUGCCGGCGCUCUUGGCGACAACGACGACGACGUUGCCGCACCAGAACGUCCUGUCGGCGAUCGACGCCCAUGUCUCUGCGAUCGUUGCGCCGCUGCUCUGGACGCCGCUCGAUGCGUUCAUCAAAGGCGUGCUCGACGCCCGCGCGCGCCCCCUGCUGCUCCCAUGCUUUGGACUGCUCCGCGCUUUCCUGCCGUUUGACGAAGACCGCGUCCUCGCCCGGCUUCUCGACGUCAUUGGCGCGUCGGACCUCGGCGACCGCAGCGUGCGCCAAGAGCUCGUCACGAGUUUGCAGAUCGUGCUGCAGCAGCACGUCGGGCUCCUCUGGAAGGAAGGCGAGAAGGCGAUCCACCAGUACCACCCGUCGAGCCCUGUCUUGCCAACCAAGCGACGCAAGCUCAGCGAUCACUUUGCGCUGCCAACGACAAACGCACUCGACCUCGUGAGCCGCGUCCGGAGCCGCCAACCGGUGCUCUCGAUUGCGUGUGUGCACCUCGUGAUGGCGCUCUUCUUCGAAGACGACGUCGCGGCCGUGGGUGCCCAUGUGCUCCUCUCCUUGCGCUCGACCGACAACAUGACCAAGGAAGAAGGCAGCGUUGCGCGACUCAUCGCCGACCGUCUGCGCGCCGCCAUGGAGCGUGCGCCGAGCCUCGAGCUUGUCGUGCUUCUCUUCAGCUACCUGCCUCCGGACGAGAUCAGAAAGAUGCCGAUCGCACCUUACCUGAACGCGACGACGAGUUCGCACGAGCCGGCCGACAAUACGCGUCUCUUGAUGUGCAGCGUUCCGGCCAUUCUGAGCCUUUGGCGCGGGAGCUUGGCGACAAAAGAUGGCAUUGUGCAGGCGCUCAUCGAGAGCGCACCCAUGGCGCAGCGCCUCGUCCUGUUGUGCUGGUCGUACGGCGUCGAGGGCGCGUCACUCGAUGUCCCGUCGUGGUCCGCGACUGUCGCAGCGACGAGCAUUCUCACGACGAUGGCCUCGGACGGACCCAACCAAGCACUCGCGAUCGACGUGGCGCCACUGCUCGUCUACGCCAUGGGCCGUCACGGGAUCGCUCCGUUUGACGUGACUGCGUCGCUGGUCAUGAAGACGCUCGUGCCUCUCUUCCGACACGCGACGACAGCACUCUCGGCGCUAAGCGCGCUCGGCCGCCUCUGCUGCACGCAAAUGUGGCUCGCGCAGCCCGCGUCGCCGCUGCUGGUCACCGAGACACUUGCAUUUCGCUGCGUCUGCGCUCCGCUCGAGCGGCAGCCGCUGCCCCACAUGGUGACAAUCUGGAAUGCGAUGGAGCCGCUGCUGGCAUCGCCGUCGAGCGACCUUGUCGUGGCUGCUGUCGCGACGUGGGUUGCGUUUUUCCGACAUGUACCCGUCGCGGACCUCCACGCCGAGUGGGUGUGGCGGCUCCUGCAUCUCUUGGGCCACGACGCACGUGAAGUGCGGUCGGUUGUCGCCGCCAACACAAAUGUGUUGUUGCUGCCCGACAGCAACGGGGCAACGGCGCUCGCGCUGGCGUUCUCGGACGAGUCGUCGUCCGACGACCUCGGUGACGCCAGCAACAAGAUGUCGAGUAUCUUGGACCGGCUCCUCGAGCAAGGCGACGUUCGCAUUCUCGUCUCGACCAUAGAAGGUAUGGGUACACUCGCGACGGCGUGCGUGCUCUCGCAACCGCUGGACUUGGACGUGUUCUUUUACGUUUUGUUUCGGCUCGCGGGGGUGUGGCUCGCCUACCCACGCGAUACGGUGGUCUCCGUGACCGCGACGGCGCAGCUCAACCGCAUGGUCGCAUCGCAUUUGCUGUCGUGGAAGCAGCUCUGCGUCCAGUUCCCCGAGCGUAUCCACGUUGCGCUCAUUGAACUGCUCUUGCCAACACCGAUGCUCGAGACGUUUUUGCACACGUUUCUCGGCGAGCAAGUCAGCGUCGGCAUCUACCUCAAGGAGAGCGCGCCGUAUGUGCUGCCGCAACUCAUUCUGAGUCAGCAACGCGACCUCCUGGACGCGUUUGCCGCCGCGUUCAAGCAGCCGAUCGCAGCGCUCUUGAGUGACUACAUUGUGCCGAUCGUCAAGGAGAUGGUCAUGACGCGCACGACGUCACUGAGCAACAUCCGCGAGUGGCACAUCCGCGAUGUGCUCAAGUACAACCCGCUGCGCUUGCUGUACGAGCUCGUGUGGGAGUUUGCCGGCGACCGCACCAAGGUGGCUCGGAACGCUUUCGACCAAGUGUCCAAGCUCCUCCACGAAGACAUGAUGGACGAAGGCAGCAGCAGCGGCACAAACCAAGCGAGCAAGUUUCAUUUGCCGCAACAGUAUUUUCUGGCACUCAUGACGCAUCUCGGACACAAGCUCGCGCACAAGCCGAGCCGCGUGCGUGCUAUCAAGUGCCUUGAAGUGCUCCUUGCGAUGUUUGACGCCAAAGGCAUGCUCGACCCGUUCGUGCCCAAGGUCAUGGCCACGCUCAAGCUGGCGCUGCAGGACGACGUCGACACCCACGUGAAAUUGGCUGCCUGUCGCGCGUGGCUUACGUUUGUGCGACUCCUCUCGACGUCGGCGAUCGAAACCAACCUGCUCUCGAUCGUUGCGAGCUUGCUCCCGUGCAUUGGAAGCAUCCCCGCGCUCUUUGACGCGCAUGUCGCAGGUCGAUCGGGGUGGUCGGCGGCGCGCCCGGCCCCGGCGCCAGAGGCGGACGCGUGUGUGCAAGACAUGGCGCUUCAAAUCCUCUCGUUCUUGUGCGUUGAGCAGCCCAUCAAGCCGAGCUGGGGCCAAGUCGCGCUGCUUCUGGCGCUUGUGCCGUCCUUCUCGGUCGAGGCGGUCGAGUCGUUCUCUGUGGACCACCACCCGCUCGACGGUGUUCUCACACACGUCCUCGCGCUCCUUGAGCACUGGGAUGGCGCCGUGCGUGAGGUCGGCUUGCUCCACCUCUCGCGGCUCCUGUGCACGCGCAGCCGCGAGCUCCAGGACCUGAUUUUGCUGGCCGAAGGCACGAUCCACGUCGCGGUCUUUCAGAUUCUCAAAGCGCUGCUGUCCCUGAGCCGGACCGAGACGAGCGAGGAGAUCAAGACACUUGUCGCGCAGUCGCUUGGGGCGCUCGGGGCCAUCGAUAUGGCGCGGCUCCCGAUGCAGCUCUCGCGCACCGCCACGGUCGAGUACGGCGCAAAAGAUCUCACGUGUUUUUUGAUCGAGACACUUUUGGUCAACGAGCUCCGCGCGGCACCGCAAAACACAGAUCUCAUUGCGCUCUCGAUCCAAGAGCUGCUCAAGUUUCUUGCCGCCAUGCGCAUCGAAGCGACACCCUUGUCGACGGCCGCGACGCCGGCGACGACGCAAGUCGAGUCGUCCCCGCCGCCCGUGUACGCCAUGUCGGCGAGUAUGCCCGAGUGGAUGCAGCGAAAGUUUCACCAAUCGCGCGUGCUGCAGAUCAUCGCACCGUACUGGUCGACCAAGUACAAGGCGCCGCCGUCGUCGAGUAAGAAAGCCGUCGCAUUUGACGAUGGCGCGACGAUUUACGAUCGGUUCGGGGCCGUUGCGUACGAAACAUGGCUCACGUCGUGGUGCAAGGCGCUGAUUGACUUGUCGUCGCCACCGGAAAAGACGAUCUUUCUCGCAUGCAAGACGGCGCUGGGGAUUUCGAUGCAGAUGGCGCGCUUUCUCCUACCCUACCUUGUGCAGAACGUCUUGCCGCAACGCCACGCGUACAGCAUGGUCAAGCGCGAGAUCGAGUCGGUGCUUCAGGACGACCCGACCGAGUCGGACACCGUGUCCAGCCACCACCACCAGUGCGCACAGACCGUCAUGGGCCUCCUCGACACACUCAACGAGUGGGUCUGGGCCAGCGAGCGCAAGCGGAACGGCCCAAGCCAGCACCGGGCGACGCACCCGGACGUGGUGCCGGACCAGGAGAAGGAGGUCGUGGCCGAGUUCCUCAAGGAUAUUUCGCCCGCGAUGCUCUCGGGGGCCGCGUGCAAGAUCAAGGCGUUUGCGCGCGGGAUUCAGUACUACGAGACGCACUUGCGCAUGGACGGCGUCUCGGCCGUGCCGCGCUACACGACCGACGGCAAGGUCCACAUGAAGCACAUGAAUUCCAACGACAUCCGCGAGCUGCAGCAAAUGUACGGCCAGCUCGACGAGCCGGACGCCCUCCGCGGCCUCUCGAUCCAGCGCCGACUGCUGCUUGGGUCGACACACGCCAGCACGACGUUCGCCGACCUCAUGCACACGAUCGUCGACCACGAGCAUCUGGCGCGCUGGGAAGACGCGCUGGCGUGCUACGAGCAAGCGAUCCACCGUACGUACGGCAACGAAGUCGACAUUGAGAUCCGGUCGCUCUUGUACGCGGGUGUGAUUCGCUGCAUGGUACAACUCGGGCGGCUCGAAGGCGCGCUCCAGCACGUUCGCGGCAUCGUCGUCGAGUCGCCCGACGUCAUUCCGUCCGUGUAUCCGUUUGCGCUCGAGUGCGCGUGGCGACUCUCUCGCUGGACGCUCCUCCAAGAGCUCACGACGGACGCCAUGAAGGUCAAGAUGGAGUCGCAGCACAAGGUAUCGAUGAAGUUUGCGCGCACGAUGCUAUGCCUCCAGCAAAACCGAGACGCGAUGGCGUAUCACCUGCGCGACGCACGGCUCGCCAUCAUGGGACCCCUUGCGGCCGCGUCGCUCGAGUCGUACCAGCGGGUGUACCCGCUCUUGCACCAGCUGCACGUCUUGCAUGAGCUCGAGCAAGGGUUUCUGGUUCUGGACAAGUACAAGGCCGACCCGACGUUUGCUGCCGAGGACCACUGGGUGCGACAGUGUCCGUGGGAACUUCGCGAUCAGAUGAUGGCACCCGCGCUCAAGUUCCAGGAGCCGCUCCUCGCUUUGCGCCGCGUAAUGCUGCAAGAGAUGCAGCUCCCGUCACUACUUUCGAAAAACUGGCUGCGCUACGCCAAGAUGGCGCGCAAGGAAGGGUUUGUCCGGACGGCCGAGAGCGCGGUGAUGCAUGCGCAGGCGCUCGGCGACCGCAACGGCAUCAUUGAGCAAGCCAAGCUCCUCGUGCACCAAGGUCACGUGUACGAAGCGCUGCAUGUGCUCGAACCCGUCGCCAUUGACGUGUCCAACUUGCCAAAAGUACCCGAAGCCGACCGCCAUUUUGCGGCCAAGACGCUGCUUCUUGCGACCAACUACAUGCAGCAGUCCAACCAAAAGCAAGGCCAAGUCGUGCUCAACCGGUACGGCGCUGUGAUUGCGUACGACCGCAAGUACGCCAAGGGGUACUUUGAUCUCGCCAAGUACUACGAGGUGCUGCUCGACAAUGCGCGCUCGGACACGGCGCUCGAGGUCGGGGAGCAGUACGCGUACGUGACAGACAUCCUUGCCAACUACGUGCUCUCGCUCCAAUGCAGCAACAAGUACCUCUUCCAGUCUUUGCCACGUCUCCUGACGCUGUGGUACGAGUGCGGUGACGUCUUUGGCGCCGCCCCGAAGCGCACGUACCGACUCGAGUUUGAUAUGGCGCUCGAGUCCAACAAGGAAGACAAGCUCAUGCAAGAGAUCUCGCGCAUCGUGCUCGAUGCCCUGAGCAAGCUCCCGGUAUCCAUGUGGCUCGCGGUCUUUCCGCAGGUGACGUCGCGUAUUUGCCACCCGAAUAGCAUCGUCGUCGACGGCGUCAAAGCCAUCAUGGUCAAGGUCCUAUCGACACACCCGCAGCACGCGAUGUGGCACAUCCUCGGCCUCACGCAGUCGCUCAACACGCAACGCAAGACACGCGCCAUGGACAUCUUUAAAGGCGCGCAGAAACAACUAAUUGGCGCCAAUAACAGCGACAUGGCCAACUCGCUUUCGGAGGCCAUGAAGCUCGUCGAGGAGCUCAUCAAGCUCGCCGAGUGCGACCCGGGCAACCAAAAGCGCCUUCCGUUGCGCAUGGCCCGCAUCCGGUCCCAAGUGCUCGUGCCGGUCCAGUCGGCCUUCUCGACGAGCGAUGCGUCGACUCAUGUCUACAUCAAGGCGUUUGGCGACAAGGCGGACGUGAUGCCAUCGAAGGAAAAGCCCAAGCGCGUCCAGGUACUUGGCAGCGACGGCGCGUGGUAUCCGUUCUUGUGCAAGCGCGAGAAGCACGGCGACUUGCGCAAGGACGCGCGCAUGAUGGAGUUCAACGCCAUCAUGAACAAGCUCCUCACCGCCGAUGCCGACGGCCGGCGCCGGAAACUGCGCCUUCGCACGUAUGCGGUCAUGUGUCUCAACGAAGAGAGCGGGCUCAUGCAAUGGGUGCCCAACACGCGCGCGAUGCGGGUCCUCAUUGGGCAAAUCCACAAGACGGAGCAAGGGCAAUUGACGAUGAUGCGCCUUCCGAGUGACGUUCGCGACGCCUUUAUGAACCUCCAGAAGCAGUACGCGCACGACUUGCCGCGGAUGGUGUCGCUCUACCGACGCCAAGUGCUCAGCCACCCGUGCUUUGUGCCCCGCUUCCACCAGUGGUUCCUCAACAACUUUAGCGAUCCGACGCAGUGGUUUGACGCGCGGGCUGCGUUUACACGGUCGUCGGCGGUCUGGUCGAUGGUCGGGCACAUUGUGGGGCUCGGCGACCGGCACGGCGAAAAUAUCCUCAUCGACUGCAAGACGGGCGAGUGCGUCCAUGUGGAUUUUGACUGCCUCUUUGACAAGGGGCUCAAGCUCGCGCGCCCCGAGAUUGUCCCGUUCCGUCUCACACCCAACAUUCUCGACGCGUUUGGCUUGACCGGCGUCGAGGGCGUGUACCGCACGACGAGCGAGGUCACGCUGACACUGCUGCGCGCCAACCGCGAGACGCUUCGGAGCGUGCUCGAGUCGUUUGUGCACGACCCGCUCGUCGAGUGGGGUCGCUCCAAGAGCAAGCAGUCGACGCACGUCGUGCGCAAGGUCGUUGCGAGCAACGAACAAGUCAACAGCGAAGCCAAAACAAUGCUAAAGACGAUCGACGACCGCGUCCGGGGCAUCUGGAACCUCGGGAAAGCGUCGCACCACGAGACGCUGCCGCUCAGCGUCAAAGGGCAAGUCGACCGCCUCAUUGCCGAAGCCACGAGCGACGAGAACCUCGCACAAAUGUACGUGGGCUGGAUGCCUUUUCUAUAGACUGAAACCCGACAACUGGAUCAAGCGAAAAUACUAAGUUACUUGCGACGAA